GCCUCUCUUGCUUUCCUCUUUUCUCUCUGUGUGCCAGAGCUUGUCUCUCUGGUGUCUCCUUCUCUCCUGGAUAACGCAGUGGGUUGGCCUGCAGGUACAAAAGGUGCAGGCAGCUGCCCUCCUGGCCCUGUCCUGCCCUGCCUGGAGGGAUACCAUUCUGAGGUGAUGGCUGGAGGAAAUGAGCGGAGCAUGAAGGCCCUGAAGGAAGUGUGGAAAAGAGCAGAGAACUCUUUGUGUGCGGACUGCGGGAAGCCAGAUCCUGACUGGGCAUCCUCUACUUUGGGUGUCUUUAUAUGCCUCAGCUGUUCAGGAAUUCACCGUAACAUCCCUAGCAUCAGCAAAGUCAAAUCCCUGAAGAUGGACUACUGGGAUGAUGCUCAGGUGCAGUUUCUGGCCAAGCAUGGGAAUACUGUGACUAAAGCCAUAUAUGAAGCUCACAUCCCUAUUUACUAUUACCAGCCAACCUACAAUGACUGCCAAGUGCUGAGAGAACAGUGGAUACGGGCCAAAUAUGAACGCAAAGAAUUUACUGAGCCAGGAAAACAGCUGCCAUAUUCUGAUGGGGUGAAGGAAGGCAUCCUUUGGAAGCGAGGUCGGGACAACGGGCAGUUCCUACCCCGCAAGUUCCUCUUGUCUGAGAGAGAGGGAUGUCUGAAGUAUUUCACCAAGCAGGAUGCCAAAGAACCCAAAAUCAAUGUUAAAAUAGAUGUCAUCAAUGCUACAUUCCAGCCAGAGAAGAUUGGGAACCCCAAUGGCCUGCAGAUCACCUAUCUCAAAGACAAUAAGACCAGGAAUAUAUUUGUCUACCACGAAAGUGGAAAGGAGGUAGUGGACUGGUUCAAUGCCAUCCGCUCUGUGCAGUUCCAUUACCUGAAGGUAGCAUUUCCCAUUGCCAGCGACAAUGAGAUUAAAAAUCGUUUGACAAGAAACUUCUUGAAGGAGGGGUACAUGGAGAAGACUGGUCCCAAGCAGAGAGAGGCUUUUAAGAAGCGCUGGUUCACGCUGGAUCACCGCAGGCUCAUGUACUUCAAGGAUCCUUUGGAUGCAUUUGCUAAGGGUGAGGUAUUUGUGGGCAGUGGAGAGAAUGGAUACAGUGUCCAGAAGGGAUUGCCUUCAGGGACACAGGGCAACUUCUCUUGGCACUACGGCAUCACCAUUGUCACCCCUGACCGGGAAUACCUCUUCACCUGCGAGACAGAGACUGACCAGCUGGAGUGGAUCAGAGCCUUCACUAGUGUCAUCAACCAGGCCAUGACACCACAGGAAUAUGCAAUUGAAGCCUACUUCAAGUUUAAAUCCUAGGAAGCCAUGCAGGAAUCUCACUAUGACUCAACUCUACCUGGUCCUAUUGGGUGGCUGUCAGGACAGGAGAGGAGAUUGACAUCAGAGAACACAGUGCUCUUGGAGCACCCUUUGAAGCACUUUUGCCCCCACAGAAUAUCCACUUUGUUUUGAGGGCCUGAUGAAGCUGCUUCUUUUCAAGUGCAAGAUUUUGUGCAUCUGAAUCCUCAGUACAACCUGUCCCUGUUAAAUUGCUGUCAUCUGACUGAAUGCUGACAGGUCUUGCCUGUCAGUCGGGCCUUGAAAACUUUGGCAUGUUGGAUGUGAGACCCAGCAUCACUCCUGCAUGAAACUGCAGACAGCCACCCACCUGAAGCAAGAAAACAGCUGCCUGGCUGGAGCCAGGCACCACAGCGGGUUACAGGGGCUGCUGGACUAAAAAAAACUGUUCCUUUACAAGAAAUAUCAUACCUGCUGGUGACAGAGAUUUGAAACAUCUAGAUAUUUGAUCAGUCAGUUAGAGAAAGGUUAUGUAAAAGAUGUAACCUAACAGCCAAAUGUGAGCCUCGUUUCCUUCUGCCAUGUAUGGGCUUGAAAGCUUCUUCAGAUGACAUUUGUGUGCAGACCUUCCACCAAAUGCUUCAGAGAAGGUCAGUAGAUCAUCUCAAAAAUAAUGUGGAUAUACAUUUGGGUAUGUGGAUAAUGUGUGCAUGCACACCCAUAACAAAAAGUGAUGGAGGCGGAAUACUGCCCUAGGGAAGAUACUGUGAGGGAUAGUCAUGCCUCUGAAGAUCAGCUGCCAAACUUGAGUCUCUAUCAGACCAAUGGAGCACAGAGUCCUCUCAAUGGAGAGGGAUUGGGUCUUGCAGAGAGGAGCUGAUAACGUGCAUAGAGUUCAGAGUCUGCUGUCUCUACUAGAGCCUAGGGUUGAUGCUGGAUAUAGUAAUAUAUGGAUCUCUGCUCCCUCACUGUCUGUAUGUCAAAGGCCUGGCACUUUCAUUCUGGCCUGCACAUUGCAUAUGUUUAUCUUGUAUAUCACACAUACAUAUCUGUAUGUUCUUGUUGUAUUAGUGAGUUAGCCUAAAACACUAAAUCAACCCAUGAUUCAUGUCUUAAAGCUCAUCUCUUGAAGCUCUCUUGGGAGAGCUGUGCUUCACGUGCUGGAAGGAGUAGCUGAGUUCUGCUAGUGACUGUAGUAUCUGAUGUGUUUGCAGUUUUACGCAGGCCGUGUGAGAGAAGGUAUCUCAUGUGUUAAGGGGAGCUAUCUGGAAUUAAUGGGACAACCAGUAUUUUAAUUAGCUGUUAAAGAAAUAAUUUAAAAAUACCUCUGUAAGUUAUUUUAACUUCCUAAAUUAGCUGACAUGUUAACUGCUGAGGUAUGAGGUUGUUUCUUGGAAAAAAAAGUA
This is a messenger RNA of Vidua macroura (Pin-tailed whydah), 2687 nucleotides long. Its product is annotated as arf-GAP with dual PH domain-containing protein 1-like. Gene Ontology annotation, biological process: positive regulation of GTPase activity. The transcript is spliced from 11 exons. The record is from RefSeq and is a predicted model, not a curated record. Gene Ontology annotation, molecular function: phosphatidylinositol bisphosphate binding; GTPase activator activity. Gene Ontology annotation, cellular component: intracellular membrane-bounded organelle; plasma membrane. Bases 166 to 1302 code for a protein of 378 amino acids. Lineage: Eukaryota; Metazoa; Chordata; Aves; Passeriformes; Viduidae.